This is a messenger RNA of Trematomus bernacchii (emerald rockcod), 1250 nucleotides long. RefSeq names its product CD209 antigen-like protein D. Bases 313 to 1107 code for a protein of 264 amino acids. Lineage: Eukaryota; Metazoa; Chordata; Actinopteri; Perciformes; Nototheniidae. The transcript has 7 exons. The record is from RefSeq and is a predicted model, not a curated record.
UCUGAUGCGUGUGUUGGUAGCUUGGCACGCUACUUCCCUGGAACCGUUGCUGAUUCCAGUGCUUCCUCCUGACGUCUUUGAUCACUACCCAGUCACCGGGCUUGAAGUGGUGUUGUGGCGCAUCAGCUGGCGUCGGCAGUACGGCUUUCACCUGAGAGUGGAUAACUGAGAGGAAGACUGAAAGACUUAUACAGUAGUUCAACAAAAGCAUUUAGAAAUUCAAACCAGCAACCACACUUUCCCCAGUCACAUACUUCAGGAUACUUGCUGCAGAGCUGACCUUCGAGGAAAGAGUUGGCAUUCCCAUGAGCAAUGGAGGAAGUCUAUGCCAAUGUUGACGAUGUCAAACCCCUAAGCUCAAGAUCAUCAACAAUACAAGAAGGUCCCAGGAGACUUCUCAGAGCGUCUGUUCUCGGUCUGGGGCUGCUGGGUGUUUUCCUGCUGGCUGGACUCAUCGGCCUCGCUGUCCACUACCAUAACUCAGUAGGUGGUGCAGCUGCAGAUCUCUCCGCUGUCAAAGCAGACAUCACCUCAGUGACUGAAGAGAAAGACAACCUGACUGAGCGUCUCCAGGCCAGAGAUCAGCUGAUCAACCAGCUGAAUGUCAGCCUCACUGAGUCUCUCCAGGACAGAGAUGAGGAGAUCUCUCACAUGCAUGACUACUUAAAUCAAUGUUACAGAGAGGUGGACAGGCUUCACUGUUUGAACAACAAUGCAAAAACGUGUCCUGAAGGAUGGAGGAAGUUCGGUUGUUCCUGUUAUCUCCUCUCUACUGAGGAAGCUACUUGGGAACAAAGCAGAGACAACUGCACAGCCGAAGGAGCACAUCUGGUGAUCAUACACAGUGAUGAAGAACAGGAAUUCAUCUCUAGCAUGACCAAGGAACCAACUUGGAUUGGUUUGAGUUACAGAGAAGAGGAGAGGACCUGGAAAUGGGUGGAUGGAUCUCCACUGAAUCUGAAUCCGAUGUUUUGGCACCAAUCACUACCUGAUAAUGGAGGAUGGAGUCCAUAUUAUGGCGAACAGUACUGUGCAUACUUCAAUGCUUACAAAGAGUUGAACGACCGGUCCUGUGGGACCAAUCUGCAUUGGAUCUGUGAGAAAUAACAUUGGUGACUGUUUGGAUACUAAACAUGCAAUCAUGCUUUUACAAUUUAGUUUAAAUCGAGUUAUUUAAAACUUAAAGGUGGGGUAGGUAAUUUUGGAGAAACCAGCUCGAGUGCGGUAGAAUUUGAAAAUACACAGCCAGA